Messenger RNA from Salvia splendens (bonfire salvia), 3332 nucleotides. RefSeq names its product plasma membrane ATPase 2. Gene Ontology annotation, cellular component: membrane. The coding region runs from base 244 to 3174 and encodes 976 amino acids. NCBI's taxonomy places the organism in Eukaryota, Viridiplantae, Streptophyta, Magnoliopsida, Lamiales, Lamiaceae. The record is from RefSeq and is a predicted model, not a curated record. Gene Ontology annotation, biological process: proton export across plasma membrane. Gene Ontology annotation, molecular function: ATP hydrolysis activity; P-type proton-exporting transporter activity; ATP binding. The transcript has 21 exons.
GGAGAGAGAAAGAGAUGGCGGCUAUUGCGGUUAUUUUUGCUGGCAAACUGCUAUUCAGUUUCUAGCUAGAUCUUUUCAAAUCCAAGCUCUACUUUAGCGUUAUACAUAACUUAGAAUCCAUUUCACUUUCUUCAUCAACACUGGAAGAAGUUCUAAUUGUCCAUGGCGUUUCUUGAACUAGCUUCUUGAUUCAAGAAACAUUUGGUCUUUGUGAAAAGGAGUUUUUACUGGCUUUUUGCGAAGAUGGAAGCUCUCGUGAACGAGACAGUCGAUUUGGAACACUGCGCCAUUGAUGAGCUGUUUCCACAUCUGAAAUGUACCAAAGAGGGCCUCACUACUGAGGAGGCUGAAGAGAGGUUGAACAAGGUUGGAUACAACAGACUUGAAGAGAAGAAGGAGAGUAAAUUCCUCAAGUUUUUGGGGUUUAUGUGGAAUCCUCUUUCAUGGGUUAUGGAAGUGGCGGCUAUCAUGGCAAUUGCCCUUGCUAAUGGAGGAGGAAAGGCUCCGGAUUGGCAGGACUUUGUGGGUAUCAUCACCUUGCUAUUCAUCAACUCGACUAUUAGUUUCAUCGAGGAGAAUAACGCAGGCAAUGCAGCAGCUGCUCUCAUGGCUCGCCUUGCUCCAAAAGCAAAAGUUCUUAGAAAUAGGACGUGGAGCGAGAUAGAGGCUUGCGAAUUGGUGCCUGGAGACAUUGUUAGCAUAAAGCUUGGAGAUAUAGUUCCUGCUGAUGCUCGUCUCUUGGAGGGCGAUGCCCUUAAAAUUGAUCAGUCUGCUUUGACAGGGGAGUCCCUUCCUGUGAACAAGGGUCCAGGAGAAGCAGUUUACUCUGGUUCUACGUGCAAACAAGGAGAGCUCGAAGCUGUUGUUUAUGCAACGGGUGUUCACACCUUCUUUGGAAAGGCUGCUCACCUUGUCGACAGCACUAAUCAAGUCGGGCACUUCCAAAAGGUUUUAACUGCGAUUGGAAACUUCUGCAUAUGCUCCAUUGCGGUGGGGAUGGUUAUAGAGUGUAUAGUGAUGUACACUAUUCAACACAGAAAAUACCGGGCUGGCAUCGACAAUCUUCUUGUUCUCCUCAUUGGAGGAAUUCCAAUAGCCAUGCCAACUGUCCUCUCUGUUACAAUGGCGAUUGGCUCCCAUAGUUUGGCUCAGCAGGGAGCUAUAACAAAGAGAAUGACUGCUAUAGAAGAGAUGGCCGGGAUGGAUGUGCUUUGCAGCGACAAGACAGGGACCCUCACUCUGAACAAGCUUACCGUUGAUAAGAAUCUCAUCGAGGUGUUUUCGAAAGAUGUUGAUGCUGAUAUGGUUCUUCUGAUGGCGGCUAGAGCCUCUCGAACAGAAAACCAGGACGCUAUAGAUGCUGCUAUUGUAGGAAUGCUGGCUGAUCCGAAAGAGGCACGUGCUGGAGUUCGAGAAGUGCACUUCCUUCCUUUCAACCCCACUGACAAGAGAACGGCAUUGACUUACAUAGACAACGAAGGAAAUUGGCACAGGGCUAGCAAAGGUGCACCAGAGCAGAUUCUAAACCUUGCACACAAUAAGUCUCACAUAGAGCGAAGAGUUCAUGCUGUGAUUGAUGAUUUUGCGGAAAGAGGUCUGAGAUCACUUGGUGUGGCAUACCAGGAACUUCCAGAAGGAACGAAAGAUAGUACUGGAGGACCAUGGCAAUUCAUUGGUCUAGUGCCUCUCUUUGAUCCACCUAGACACGACAGUGCAAAAACAAUAAGAGAGGCAUUAGAUCUUGGAGUCAAUGUCAAAAUGAUAACUGGGGAUCAGCUUGCAAUAGGAAAGGAAACCGGCCGAAGACUAGGAAUGGGGACUAACAUGUAUACAUCAGCUUUACUGGGCCAAAAUAAGGAUGGAUCGAUUGCUACUCUGCCGAUUGAUGAGCUCAUUGAGAAAGCUGAUGGCUUUGCUGGUGUCUUCCCAGGUAAUGACUCUCUCUCUCGAAUCCUAAUCCUAAUGAAUGCAUUCUCAAGUUAUAUGCUCAUCUUGGAUAUACUGGACUGGUCAGAACAUAAAUAUGAGAUUGUAAAGCGCCUGCAAGCUAGAAAACACAUAUGUGGAAUGACCGGCGAUGGAGUGAACGAUGCUCCUGCUCUGAAAAAGGCUGAUAUCGGCAUUGCUGUAGCCGAUGCAACUGAUGCAGCACGCAGUGCUUCUGACAUCGUCCUUACUGAACCUGGACUCAGUGUCAUCGUCAGCGCUGUUCUGAGCAGUCGAGCGAUCUUCCAGAGGAUGAAGAACUACACGAUUUAUGCCGUUUCUAUUACAAUUCGUGUUGUGCUUGGUUUCAUGCUGUUAGCCUUGAUAUGGGAAUUCGACUUUCCACCUUUUAUGGUUCUUAUCAUUGCAAUACUCAAUGAUGGUACUAUCAUGACUAUAUCGAAAGAUAGAGUUAAACCAUCACCUCUGCCAGACAGCUGGAAGCUCUCCGAAAUCUUUGCAACUGGUAUCGUUCUUGGUAGUUACUUGGCAUUGAUGACUGUCAUCUUCUUUUGGACAGCGUAUAAAACAGAUUUCUUUCCCCGCGUGUUUGGGGUGGAAACACUUGAGAAAACUCCCAACAGCGACUUCAGGAUGCUUGCUUCAGCAAUAUAUCUGCAAGUAAGCACCAUCAGCCAGGCUCUGAUAUUCGUGACAAGAUCAAGAAGCUGGUCGUUUGUUGAGCGCCCUGGUCUGUUGCUCGUGGCUGCAUUUGCCGUUGCCCAACUGGUUGCUACUCUAAUCGCGGUAUAUGCAAGCUGGAGCUUUGCAGCAAUUGAAGGAAUCGGUUGGGGCUGGGCGGGCGUGAUCUGGCUAUACAACAUCAUUACAUACAUCCCUCUCGACAUCAUCAAAUUCUUCACGCGUUACGCUCUCAGUGGGAAAGCUUGGGAUCAUGUUCUUGAAAGAAGGACUGCUUUCACCAGACAUAAGGAUUUUGGGAAGGAGCACCGCGAGCUUCAAUGGGCCCGCGAGCAGAGAACCCUUCACGGGCUGCAAGUGCCGGACACCAAACUUUUCAACGAGAUAAACAAUUUCUCCGAGCUCAACCAGCUCGCAGAGGAAGCCAAACGAAGAGCUGAGAUAGCAAGGAUGCGGGAGCUGCGCACGUUGAAAGGACACGUUGAAUCGGUUGUUAGGCUCAAGGGUCUGGAUAUUGAUGAGAUUAAGCAAGCAUACACUCUAUGAGAAGAUGAUCCAGUGAAUCUGCCUUUUUCUUAUAUUUGGACAAGUUUAUUUUUUUUAGAAGUUUAUUCUUUUUGAUUAUGAACAUUUAGUCUAGACAUUGGCUAUCAUGUUACAAGGUUUUUUUUUUUUAAUCAUACAUGAAGCCUUUUUCAGACUUA